AUGAGGCCGAGCUUCAUCCCACACUUGCAUUCAUCUUCCCACAUUGAUGGCUGCGAUUCUCUUCCAUCGGGGAAGUCGGCACCAAAGGCACAGUCAUCGCCGCUGCCCCUCCCCUCGCCCACCCCCGGUCCCCACCCCCACCCCCACCCCACACACACCCCUACAAUUAUGCCAACCCCGGAAUCGGCCACUGUUGCCCAAGCUACUGGCCCACCCGCUGUCUUGCGGUGCUUGCUGCUGCUGCCGGGAUGUCCCAAGGAUGCAGUCAGCGGCUGUGGAUGGGCCACUCGUCCGCUCCUGAACAAGCUUGGCGAUGCACGACAGCGCCCCGAGCGAAUGGUCCGCUGCUUGUGCAGGCAAGAGCACCCUGAAUGCAUGUGCCUGCGUGUGUGUUACCCAGGCUGUGCAGCAGUUUUUGUUGUUGAAAAGGACUGGGUGGGGCCGCAACGGACUGUGGACCUGACAAGGCAAGGGGUUGGAUGA
Messenger RNA from Ostreobium quekettii, 483 nucleotides. The record is from the annotation of a GenBank genome assembly. NCBI's taxonomy places the organism in Eukaryota, Viridiplantae, Chlorophyta, Ulvophyceae, Bryopsidales, Ostreobiaceae.